Penicillium antarcticum is the source of this 2154-nucleotide messenger RNA. Its product is annotated as aromatic amino acid ammonia-lyase. The transcript is spliced from 3 exons. Gene Ontology annotation, cellular component: cytoplasm. Gene Ontology annotation, molecular function: ammonia-lyase activity. The record is from RefSeq and is a predicted model, not a curated record. Lineage: Eukaryota; Fungi; Ascomycota; Eurotiomycetes; Eurotiales; Aspergillaceae. Gene Ontology annotation, biological process: L-phenylalanine catabolic process. The coding region runs from base 1 to 2154 and encodes 717 amino acids.
AUGAUUGAAAGCCUCGUUAUGUCUCCGGCUUCCUAUACUGCAACUCCGGUUUCUUCCCUGGUUACUCCUUCACAUCCAACUCCCCACAAAGAUGAGACUCUGAAAUCGUGGGCUAAGAUCGGGUCUUUGGUUCAUAGAGGCGUGGUCAAUGUUGACGGAGAAACUUUGGAUAUUGCCAGUGUGGUUGCUGUUGCUCGGUUUGAGGGAUGCGGCGCAAAAGUAUCCAAAGAUACCAAGGUUACUGAGAGAGUUGAAGCGGGAAUCGAGACAUUCAACGACUACCUUUACAAAGGGUAUUGCAUAUAUGGAGUCAACACUGGCUUUGGAGGCAGCGCCGAUACCCGUACAUCAGAUGUCAUCCGACUACAGCAAUCGCUCCUCCAACUGACCCAGUCAGGGAUACUCUCAGGAAGCGACUUUUCUCCGCGCAUGGGCGACUACAACCUAUCUUCACACGCCAUGCCAGUGACAUGGGUUCGAGCGACCAUGCUUGUACGCUGCAACCAUCUACUGCGCGGCCACUCUGGCGUCCGGCUGGAGAUCAUCGAUACGGUGUUGAGAUUGCUUCGGGCAGGUCUCACUCCGAUUAUCCCAUUGCGCGGGUCGAUUUCUGCGUCGGGCGAUCUCAUGCCCCUCUCGUAUCUCGUUGGCAUUUUGGAAGGAAACCCUGAUAUCAAGGUUUACUGGGAUCGCAAACCAGAGGCUGCGAUUGUGUCUGCGACAAAGGCGCUGGAGAUUAUUGGAAUCCCGCCUUUCAUUUUGAAACCGAAGGAAGGUCUUAGUUUGAUCAAUGGCUCGGCUGCUUCUGCUGCUGUUGCAUCUUUGGCGGCGCAUGAAGCCAGUCAGCUGGUCUUACUCGCUCAAGGUCUUACGGCGCUAACGUGUGAGGCUAUGAUGGGUAAUGCGGAGAAUUAUCAUGAAUUCCCUGCGAAGAUUAGGCCGCAUCCUGGCCAAAUCGAAGUCGCAGCCAAUAUCCGCAAGGGAAUCAUCAACUCCAAGUUGAUAGAAACCUCGGGAACGAAAGAUCGUCUGCGUCAGGGACUAAUCCAAGACCGAUAUGCCCUCCGUGGUGCAUCGCAGUGGCUUGGACCGGUAGUCGAAGACCUAAGACUAGCCAUCCAGCAACUCACCACAGAACUCAACUCCACACAAGACAACCCCGUCAUAGACUCUGAGUCAGGAGAAGUAUACUUCUGCUCCAACUUCCAAGCAGCGUCCGUCUCGAUGGCCAUGGAAAAGACACGCGGAGGCCUCCAGAUGAUCGGCAAACUGCUAUUCAGCUACUCGUCCGAGCUCAUCAACCCAGACAUGAACAAAGGUCUCCCAGCAAAUCUCGCAGCCGAUGAUCCUAGCUUGUCAUUCACGAUGAAGGGCGUCGACAUCAACAUGGCCGCGUACAUGUCUGAGCUUGGCUUCCUGGCCAACUCGGUGACUUCGCAUGUACAGUCGGCCGAGAUGAACAACCAGCCUAUCAAUUCUCUUGCGCUGAUCUCAGCACGGUAUACGCUGCAGGCUGUCGAGCUGGUCUCCAUGAUGAGUGCGGCUCUUUUGUAUGUGACAUGCCAAGCGGUGGAUCUGCGCAUUCUUCACGAGACUUUCCUGGAGAAUCUAUACAGUGUGCUGUAUUUGGCAUUUGACUCUGUACAAAUGAGGCAGGAUAAGAGUUCCGCAAUCCGAACUGAGCUCCUCCAAGCUCUCCGCAACUCGUGGGGACAUUCUGCGCGUGACGAUCUCUCUGUUAGGAUCCAGGCACUGUCCACAGCCAUGGCGCCGGUCCUGCUAGCAAAUGCCAAGGAGCUCAGCACAGAAGAUCCAUUUGCGGUAAUUGAGCAUCUGCAAAAGGAGAUCCGUCAAGAAGCAAAGACGUUAUUUCUGGGCUUGCGAGUGAAGUCAUUUUGUGGCGACCUAAACGCGGAGUCAUCUCUUGGACCUGCUGCUAAAGCCCUCUACCGCUUUGUCCGACGGGAGCUGGAUGUUCCAUUCCACUGCGGCAUUGGAGAACAUCCUACGGGUGAUACGGAGGCUGCGGCGGACAUUCCUCCUCGUCCGCGGAAAACUGUCGGGUCGUGGAUUUCGAUUAUUUACGAUGCUAUCAGGGAUGGGAGGAUUCGGCAGCCUUUGGGGGAUGAUUGGAGAUGUUGCAAUGGCUUCUAG